Coregonus sp. 'balchen' is the source of this 13463-nucleotide messenger RNA. NCBI's taxonomy places the organism in Eukaryota, Metazoa, Chordata, Actinopteri, Salmoniformes, Salmonidae. The record is from the annotation of a GenBank genome assembly.
UUCAACAUGGCCACUUACAUGAGAAUGCUGGGUGCUUGCAAGCAGACUUCUAAAAACGGCGCAAUCUUGUCGAGAAAUUACCCCAAUAUGCUUACAACGGGGACCGUGCGAUCUCUCCUUAGCGAGUCAUCUAACUGGACUGGACUGGUGGCCAAAAGGUCUUAUUCUACGACCGGUACGCUUCGGAAAACAUUACGCAACGCACGCUUUGGUAACGUUGUUACAUCAAUGACAAGAGCCGGGAGGCCAGCGAAGCUCAACCGAUGGACAAUGGUCACCGGGGUUUUUUCCGGGGAAAGAGAGAUUCUGGGACUCGGCUGCGGGGCUUCGGCCAGCUACAACCAGAUAAGAUUGUUUGGCAACCGAGGCAGCGGCGCUGGCUUCUCGGGGGAAGACGGGUCGGAGAGCAGCGGGUCUGGGGGAGACGAGUCGGGGGGAGAUGGAGGGACACCGUACAUCUCCCCACAGAUGACAGCUCUCACCCCCAUGCUGGUGCCUGAAGUGUUCCCCAACGUGCCACUAAUCGCCGUCAGUAGGAACCCGGUUUUCCCAAGGUUCAUCAAGAUUAUCGAGGUAAGCAGCGCCGUCUGUCAUUAGACACAAGGUCUCCCAAGGACACAUCUGGAUGAUGCAAUACUCAGAAUUAGAAAAUUCACAUAUUUUGAAUGACAGGUGUCUCUACCAGUGUCAACUUAAAGAUAAAAAAUGUAACUUUUUGGGCGACCUGACACAUAGAAAUGAGAGUUAUAAAUCAUUUUACAUUUGAGUCAUUUAGCAGAGACUUACAGGAGCAAUUAGGGUUAAAUCUGUCAUUCUCAUUGAAAGCAAUUUAAAGAUGUAGGUCUGUUCUAUGUGCGCUAUUUCUAUGCUUCCCGUUUUAAGUUUCGUUUUUUGCUUUACUUUUGUACACUACCUUCAUACAGCUGAAAAUACAAUAUUUUUGGUUUUGGGAAAAUAUAUUUCACAGCGGUUUAGAUGGUACAAUGUUUCUAUACACAAUACUUGCUUGUUUUGUCACAUAAACUGAAAUUAGGCGAACUAUUUAGAAUUUUAGCAACCAGGAAAUGGCAGAGCGAUUUCUGCAUAGUGGUUCUUACAUCUUAGUGCCUCCAAUAUACAGUGAGGGAAAAAAGUAUUUGAUCCCCUGCUGGUUUUGUACGUUUGCCCACUGACAAAGAAAUGAUCAGUCUAUAAUUUUAAUGGUAGGUUCAUUUGAAUAGUGAGAGAAAGAAUAACAACAACAAAAUCCAGAAAAACGCAUGUCAAAAAUGUUAUAAAUUGAUUUGCAUUUUAAUGAGGGAAAUAAGUAUUUGACCCCUCUGCAAAACAUGACUUAGGACUUGGUGGCAAAACCCUUGUUGGCAAUCACAGAGGUCAGACGUUUCUUGUAGUUGGCCACCAGGUUUGCACACAUCUCAGGAGGGAUUUUGUCCCACUCCUCUUUGCAGAUCUUCUCCAAGUCAUUAAGGUUUCGAGGCUGACGUUUGGCAACUCGAACCUUCAGCUUCCUACACAGAUUUUCUAUGGGAUUAAGGUCUGGAGACUGGCUAGGACACUCCAGGACCUUAAUGUGCUUCUUCUUGAGCCACUCCUUUGUUGCCUUGGCUGUGUGUUUUGGGUCAUUGUCAUGCUGGAAUACCCAUCCACAACCCUUUUUCAAUGCCCUGGCUGAGGGAAGGAGGUUCUCACCCAAGAUUUGAAGGUACAUGGCCCCGUCCAUCGUCCCUUUGAUGCGGUGAAGUUGUCCUGUCCCCUUAGCAGAAAAACACCUCCAAAGCAUAAUGUUUCCACCUCCAUGUUUGACGGUGGGGAUGGUGUUCUUGGGGUCAUAGGCAGCAUUCCUCCUCCUCCAAACACGGCGAGUUGAGUUGAUGCCAAAGACCUCGAUUUUGGUCUCAUCUGACCACAACACUUUCACCCAGUUCUCCUCUGAAUCAUUCAGAUGUUCAUUGGCAAACUUCAGACGGGCCUGUAUAUGUGCUUUCUUGAGCAGGGGGACCUUGCGGGCGCUGCAGGAUUUCAGUCCUUCACGGCGUAGUGUGUUACCAAUUGUUUUCUUGGUGACUAUGGUCCCAGCUGCCUUGAGAUCAAUGACAAGAUCCUCCCGUGUAGUUCUGGGCUGAUUCCUCACCAUUCUCAUGAUCAUUGCAACUCCACGAGGUGAGAUCUUGCAUGGAGCCCCAGGCCGAGGGAGAUUGACAGUUCUUUUGUGUUUCUUCCAUUUUGUGAAUAAUCGCACCAACUGUUGUCACCUUCUCACCAAGCUGCUUGGCGAUGGUCUUGUAGCCCAUUCCAGCCUUGUGUAGGUCUACAAUCUUGUCCCUGACAUCCUUGGAGAGCUCUUUGGUCUUGGCCAUGGUGGAGAGUUUGGAAUCUGAUUGAUUGAUUGCUUCUGUGGACAAGUGUCUUUUAUACUGGUAACAAGCUGAGAUUAGGAGCACUCCCUUUAAGAGUGUGCUCCUAAUCUCAGCUCGUUACCUGUAUAAAAGACACCUGGGAGCCAGAAACCUUUCUGAUUGAGAGGGGUCAAAUACUUAUUUCCCUCAUUAAAAUGCAAAUCAAUGUAUAACAUUUUUGACAUGAGUUUUUCUGGAUUUUUGUUGUUGUUAUUCUGUCUCUCACUGUUCAAAUAAACCUACCAUUAAAAUUAUAGACUGAUUUGUCAGUGGGCAAAACGUACAAAAUCAGCAGGGGAUCAAAUACUUUUUUCCCCUCACUGUAAGUCUUACAUGGAAUUGCAUCAUAUUCAACACUAGUACUGUAUGUGAUCAGCGUUGCUACAGAUUUUUUCGGUCUUCUACCUUUUCAGGGAAUCGUUUUCUUUUUUUGUUGAUGCAGUAUUUGCAUUUUCCAACAGAUCUUGUUGUUGUGCAAGUAAGCUAAUCAUUAAACAUGGUGGGUGGUUUGUUUUCAUUUGUAGGUGAAGAACAAGGGGCUUAUGGAUCUUCUGAGGAGAAAAGUCAGACUGGCCCAACCGUACGCUGGCGUGUUCCUGAAGAAAGAUGAUGCGUAAGGGAAAUAUUUCUUCAACUGUAAACGCUAGGACUGUGAUGCUAGCAUUAUCGCAAUAUUUUUUUCCAUGUCAAAAAUUAAAACAUGAAGCAGACCAAACUCUUUGGUUCUUUUAAAAAACCUGCUGUAUGUAAAAUAUUGUGUGCUAUAGCUUGGGAAAUAAAUACAUGUGAGUCUGGAUGACAACAUAAUGAUGUUUGUUUCCAACAUUAGGGCUGUUUUCCUAAAGAAGUGAAAUCCGCUUCGUGUUUUGUUUCCUUGCCACAAUACCAAGGAGUAUCACUAUACUGGUAUCAUCCUGGCUCUAAUAAAUGCCCUUUAGACAGAUCCUACUGGAUUUUCUCUGUUGACCACUUUUAUUUCUCUCUCUCUCUCUCUCUCUCUCUCUCUCUCUCUCUCUCUCUCUCUCUCUCUCUCUCUCUCUCUCUCUCUUCUCUCUCUGUCUCUCUGUCUCUCGGGUUCUUCAGUAAUGAGACUGAUGUGGUGGAGAGUCUGGAUGCCAUCUACAACACAGGAACUUUUGUACAGAUCCAUGAGAUGCAGGACCUUGGUGACAAGCUGAGGAUGAUUGUCAUGGGCCACAGAAGGUAGGGGGUAUAAAAAACGUACUCCGCAUGUUAUGUUACCUUUUGAUAUUUCAUCUGUACAGUAUGUGUCGUUGCCCAUUUGAAACGUACGCACUGAACAAAAUACUCCUUUCUCUCUGGUAGAAUCCGCAUCACCAAGCAGAUGGAGGUGGAGCCGGAUGAGCCUGCGUCUGAGUCUGUCUCUGCCACUGAACCAGGGAGCCAGCCCAAUGUCCCACGCCGGAAGCCCAAGAGAAAAGAGCGUAAAGAACCAGCCACCCUGGUCGAAACCAUGGAGGAGAAGGUGCAGGAGGCAGAGCUGGUGGUAGAGACACUCCCUCUGCCCUCCUCUGAUAUCCUUAUGGUGGAGGUAGACAAUGUGGUGCACCAACAGUUUGAGGUCUCAGAGGAAGUCAAGGUAGGCAUUAGGCAAAAUACAGUGCCUUCGGAAAGUAUUCAGACCCCUUGACUUUUUCCACAUUUUGUUACGUUACAGCCUUAUUCUAAAAUUGAUUAAAUAUUUUUUUUUCCUCAGCAAUCUACCCACAAUACCCCAAAAUGACAAAGCAAAAACAGGUUUGUAGAUUUUUCCCCCCAAAACGUAUUUAAAGAAAACAAAUACCUUAUUUACAUAAGUAUUCAGACCCUUUGCAAUGAGACUCGAAAUUGAGCUUAGGCGCGUCCUGUUUCCAUUGGUCAUCCUUGAGAUGUUUCUACAAGUUGAUUAUUGGAGUCCACCUGUGGUAAAUUCAAUUGUUUGGACAUGAUUUGGAAAGGCACACACCUGUCUAUAUAAGGUCCCACAGUUGACAGUGCAUGUCAGAGAAUAAAACCAAGCCAUGAGGUCGAAGGAAUUGUCCGUAGAGCUCCGAGACAGGAUUGUGUCGAGGCACAGAUCUGGGGAAGGGUACCACAACAUUUCUGCAGCAUUGAAGGUCCCCAAGAACACAGUGGCCUCCAUCAUUCUUAAAUGGAAGAAGUUUGGAACCACCAAGAUUCUUCCUAGAGCUGGCUGCCUGGCCAAACUGAGCAAUCGGGGGAGAAGGGCCUUGGUCAGGGAGGUGACCAAGAACCCGAUGGUCACUCUGACAGAGCUCCAGACUUCCUCUGUGGAGAUGGGAGAACCUUCCAGAAGGACAACCAUCUCUGCAGCACUCCACUAAUCAGGCCUUUUUGGUAGAGUGACCAGACGGAAGCCACUUCUCAGUAAAAGACACAUGACAGCCCGCUUGAAGUUUGCCAAAAGGUACCUAAAGACUCUCAGACCAUGAGAAACAAGAUUCUCUGGUCUGAUGAAACCAAGAUUGAACUCUUUGGCCUGAAUGCCAAGUGUCACGUCUGGAGGAAACCUGGCACCAUCCCUACGGUGAAGCAUGGUGGUGGCAGCAUCAUGCUGUGGGGAUUUUUUUUUCAUUUUCAGGGACUAGGAGACUGGUCAGGAUCGAGGCAAAGAUGAAUGGUGCAAAAUACAGAGAUAUCCUUGAUGAAAACCUGCUCCAGAGCACUCAGGACCUCAGACUGGGGCGAAGGUUCACCUUCCAACAGGACAACAACCCUAAGCACACAGACAAGACAACGCAGGAGUGGCUUCGGGACAUGUCCUUGAGUGGCCCAGCCAGAGCCCAGACUUGAACCCGAUCAAACAUUUUUGGAGAGAAGAAUGGGAGAAACUCCCCAAAUACAGGUGUGCCAAGCUUGUAGCGUCAUACCCAAGAAGACUCGAGGCUGUAAUCGCUGCCAAAGGUGCUUCAAAAAGUACUGAGGAAAUGGUCUGAAUACUUAUUUACAUUUGAUAUUUCCUUUAAAAAAAUAUGUUUUUAUUGCCAACAAUUUCUAAACCUGUUUUUGCUUUGUCAUUAUGGGGUAUUGUGUGUAGAUUGAUGAGGGGGAAAAAACUAUUUUAGAAUAAGGCUGUAACGUAACAAAAUGUGGAAAAAGUCAAGUUGUCUGAAUACUUUCCGAAUGCGCUGUAACAUCUCCCCUGGUUUUGGUCCAAUAUUUCCACACCACAAAGAAUUAAGUGUUUGUUUACAUUUAUAAUGUUAUAACAUUGGAGUACAACAAGCUUCUAUUUUGGUUUCUGAUGAGGUGUGACAGUUGAACUAAGCACAUGAGGCAUUUAUAAGUUAUAUUACAUUUAAAUUUUAGUCAUUUAGCAGACGCUCUUAUCCAGAGCGACUUACAGUUAGUGAGUGCAUACAUUUUCUUGAUUCUUCAUGAAUCAAUGGGUGUGUGUUUUAAUAUAUCAUUAAUUUAUAAGUCCAAAAAUGGUUGUAGCAACUGCAGAUUGCCCCUUUAACCAGGCAUUCUAGCGGGGUGUCAGUGUAGCUGUUGGGGUUUGUUUUGUUUCAUUUGAAGAAAAACAGAAGUGCAUGUGCUUUGUUUUAUGAAGGCCCUGACAGCGGAGAUCGUGAAGACCAUCCGUGACAUCAUCGCCCUUAAUCCGCUUUACAGGUAAUGAGAUCUUUCUUUACAAAUAAAUAAUUGUCCUUCAAAAAUACCUUGGAAAGUCAUGUCUCUCCCAAUGUCUAGAUGGCCCUAGUAAUGAACGCAUUAAUAGGCCAGAACUCUGUUUAUUUUUAACGACUGUGAAUGUCACUGACACUCAUUUAAAAAAAAAAAAGGUUUUACUUCAAAUGCCCACACGUUUCAGCCUCCUCCCUUUUUUUGAAUGCAUGAGGCUGUCUGUCAAAUGACUAACCUGGUAAUUGUAUCGGUCUGUAUGCAUGCAGAGAGUCUGUUCUUCAGAUGAUGCAGGCUGGGCAGAGAGUAGUGGACAACCCCAUCUAUCUGAGUGACAUGGGAGCGGCUCUCACAGGGGCCGAGUCACACGAGCUACAGGACGUCCUGGAAGAGACCAACGUAAGUGGACAGGGAUUAUCCUUACCAACAAACAUGCUCUUUACAAUCUUUUCUUUACCUUUUCUCUCCAUGGAUGUUCAAACUAGAAGAAGAAGAGAUUUCCCAUGAGUACACACAACAUGUUCAAUAUAAUAUUCUCGGUGCUUUAAUGACAACCAUUUUUCAAUAACUUUUUAACGCUCUCCUCAGAUUCCCAAACGUCUGUACAAGGCUUUGUCGCUGCUGAAGAAAGAAUAUGAGCUCAGUAAGUUGCAGCAGCGCCUCGGCAGGGAGGUAAGUGACGUCUUCCUCUUUAGACAAUUUUGAGAUGUACAGUACCUCUUCAAAACAAUUUUUUUCAUCACCUCAAGCUCUUUGCAAAAUGUAAUGACACAUUUUACAGUAAAAUGGUGACCUAAAUGAAUGGGAAAUAUGGUCCGGGCAGGCACCAAUCCAAUAUGACGACUUUGCCAUUCCUUGCACAGAAUUAAAAAAAUAUGAAAAUGAUAUAAUGAUUGUGACGUUGUAUUAUUCUCUGUGUCAGGUGGAGGAGAAGAUCAAGUUGACCCACAGGAAGUACCUCCUGCAGGAGCAGCUGAAGAUCAUUAAGAAGGAGCUGGGCCUGGAGAAGGAGGACAAGGACGCCAUAGAGGAGAAGUUCAGGGAGAGGCUGAAGGAGCGCACCGUGCCCCAGCACAUCAUGGACGUCAUCAACGAGGAGCUCAACAAACUCGGCCUGCUGGACAAUCACUCCUCAGAGUUCAAGUCAGUCCCUGAACCCCAAAUAAACCCCUAGACCAUCCCUGCCCCCUGGAUGUGGCGAUCUGAGAGGAUUGGAUAGGUGUACUGUAAGCAAUAUGGCGACAAUUCCACCUGGCCUAUCAGAGGGCAAAAUGGAACUACCACCAUAAUGCUUAAACCUAUCCAAUCCUCACAGAUCUAUAUGUAAGUGUCAUGGGGGUAGGGGAUAGGGGUUGAUUUGGGAAUCAGGGAGUGACCUCAGCGUUUGCCUCACCUUUUGAACUAUCACUCAGAAAGAGCAUCGUUUUUUGUUGUUGUAUCUGUCCUAUUUUAAACAAACCCAAAAACAAAAAAACGAUUGAACAUGGCUCUUCUAUUGAGCUGUUGGUUCUGUGUGCAGUGUGACCAGGAACUAUCUGGACUGGCUGACCUCGAUGCCCUGGGGAACUAAUAGUGAGGAGAACCUGGAACUCAAACGGGCCAAAGAGGUGCUGGAGGAAGACCAUUAUGGGAUGGACGACGUCAAGAAACGCAUUCUGGUGAGAGAAUUGCACUGUGGGAUCACCAUGGUUACAAUUUGACAGUGGAUGACAGUUGGACUUGUCGAUGUGAAAAAUCUAAUAAUCUGUUGCCAAAUAUUUCCUUAAUUAAGAAAAUUCAAAGUUUCCUCUUGACCUCACCCAUCUUCCUCUCUUUCUUCCUGCAGGAGUUUAUUGCAGUGAGCCAGCUGAGAGGCUCAACCCAGGGAAAGAUCCUGUGUUUCUAUGGCCCUCCUGGUGUAGGAAAGACCAGUAUCGCCCGCUCCAUCGCCAGAGCACUCAACCGAGAGUAUUUCCGUUUCAGUGUUGGUGGUAUGACAGAUGUCGCUGAAAUCAAAGGCCACAGGUAGGUACUGUUAGCUACUGUUAAUUGCUCAAUUAAACUAUUCUGUCCGCAUUAAAAUACUAUACAAUCCAAAGUUGAGAGUAACUAUUAUUUACGGUACUUGUGUGUUGUGUGUUUUCAGGAGAACGUAUGUGGGAGCCAUGCCUGGAAAAAUCAUUCAAUGCCUCAAGAAGACAAAGACUGAAAACCCACUGGUCCUUAUUGAUGAGGUGAAUAAAGAAACUCUAUGGAGUCAGCUCUAGCUUUAUUUGAUUGACAGAAAUGUAGUUCUGCGUUGUUUGUAUCGUUUAGUAUUCUUGGUGAAGGAGGUGAUCGACCGUUCUGUGUUUAUUCUUCCAGGUUGACAAGAUAGGUCGUGGUUACCAAGGCGACCCGUCCUCAGCUCUGCUGGAGCUCCUGGACCCGGAGCAGAACUUCAACUUCCUGGAUCACUACCUGGAUGUGCCUGUUGACCUGUCCAAGGUAGGUGGACACACCUGUUAGGUUGGACCUGAUCCUGAUCCUGGAGGGCUUCAGGGUUACGGCCCAGCACAUAAAAUGAAAAGGUCAUGUUCUUGAAUCGAACGGUUUGUGUCCUUGUGUUCUCUCCAGGUUCUGUUUAUCUGCACUGCCAAUGUGACUGACACCAUCCCAGAGCCCCUGAGAGACCGAAUGGAGAUGAUCAACGUGUCUGGAUAUGUGGCCCAGGAGAAACUAGCCAUCGCUGAGGUAAUGGGUUUUCACAUUAGAUUAAAUCGGACAGCUGUCUCGGCGCUGAGAAGACAGUCCGCAAACAUGCUUUAACAAAACAACCACCCCUUCUUAUGGCAAACAUUGAGUCAUUAACCAUGUUUUUCCAUCCAAACAUUUUUAUGCAAGUAAAGCACCUGUGAAAUAUAAAACUCAUGACAGGCCUGACAGAAACAGCAAAUUCUCGGUCAACUUUCAAACCAAAAAAAGUUUCCAAUGCCAUUUCUCGCAUUAUCUAUGUAAUCUACCCACAAUAUGAUCCACCCCUGUCGAGCAUAUUUUGGUGGUUAACAUUUUAAUGUUUUUUUUUUUUUUGCAAUAUUUGAUAGAAGUAAACUGCAGUCAUGCAAUGAUGCUAUGUCCUGUGGUCCUGUGGUCCUCCCACUAGGACGUGGAAAAGCAUGCACAGUUUAUUAGCUACAGAUGAUUCAAGUUAUGAUGAAUGUCACAGUGAGGUGGGGAUGAGUUUGACUCUCAUCUCCAAUAGAUUGGUGCGCCUUAUUCGAGUUCUAGAAAAACAUUCCUUUGUCUGAUUUAGUGUUGGUUUACUUCCUGUCUUUUAAGUGUGGGUUUUUCUUUUGUUUGCCUCUUGGGCAAAUUUUGUGGGCGUUGUCUUUUAGGUUCCAGUUGUGUUGCUAGUCAACUUUCAGUGAACACCCCCAUGAGUGUAUUUUUAAGCCUCUUUAAUUUAACCUCUUAAAACCCCCCCGUUUUGGUUCUUUGUCAGUGGCUCUCUGUUAGUUCCCCCUUCUGUUUGAGCGACCUUUUGGUUUUCUUGCUGGGGAACAUAACAAAAUAGGGGCUCGUCUGGGAUAUUGUUUCCCAUGAGUAUGGUAGUUGCUCUAGUCACCUACUCUGAAGCUCUUCUGUGCCCAGAUAUUCGAGUGUUCAAAAUGCUCUUUUGGGUAGAGUUUGUCACUGGCAUCCACCUUGAGGGGUUAGAAGAUUGGUGGAAUCAUAGAUAUUGAGGGGCUGAAUUUGUAUGCUGGUGACAUGAUGAUUGGUGCUUGGCUGCCAAUUUAACCAAUACGACCAGUAGGGGCAAAUUUGCUGUUUAUCGCAAGACUUGUGUCAAAACCGUCAACAGAGCUGAAAAUGGGACGGAAACGUUAAAUGAAAAGUUACUUUUGAAUCACGACAAGCCAGUUUGGAUUUCUGUUGGUAAAAUGCGCAUAUCUUUUUGUGCGAAUAUUAGAAUAUUACUAUAUUUAGACAAAUGGAUGGACACCUAGCUAUUGGUGGUAUCUCCAUCUCACAGUAACUCUCUGUCUCUCUCUCUGUCUCUCGCUCUCCUCUCGCUCUCUCGCUCUCUCUCUCACUCACUAACUAACAGAAGUACCUGGUACCCCAGUUGCGUACUCAGUGUGGGCUGACUGAGGAUACCACCACCAUCUCCCCAGAGGCUCUGAACCUUCUCAUCAGACAGUACUGCAGAGAGAGUGGAGUCAGGAACCUACAGAAACAAGUGGAGAAGGUCAGGCCAAACUUCACCGUCUGACUGCAUGUAUUAGUGGCUAUUCUAUAUCUAUCGCAGCCAAAGGUGCUUCAACAAAGUACUGAGUAAAGGGUCUGAAUACUUAUGAAUACUUUAUUUUUAAUACAUUUGCAAAAAUGUCUAAAAACCUGUUUUCACUUUGUCAUUAUGGGGUAUUGUGUGUAGAUUGAUGAGGGGGGGAAAAAUAUAUUUAAUCCAUUUUAGAAUAAGGCUGUAACGUAACAAAAUGUGGGGGUCUGAAUACUUUCCGAAUGCACUAUGGGGUUAAUCCUAACUUUGAAGUCUCAUUUUCACUUAUUCGAUUUAAGUUGAAAUUAGGAUUCUCCCCUAAUGAAAGGAAAUAAUUCUACUUUAGGAUGUUGCUGAUGUCUCGUAUCAUGUGUCCAGGUGUUCCGGAAAGUGGCGUUCCGUAUAGUGAGUGGGGAGGAGACGGCGGUCCAGGUUACCCCUGACAACCUGCAGGAUUACGUCGGCAAGCCCAUCUUCACUGUGGAUAGAAUGUAUGAUGUCACACCGCCUGGUGUUGUCAUGGGCCUGGCAUGGACAGCCAUGGGUAAGAACGUGGGCAGAGACGUAGAAGAGAGGUGUGUUUUACAACCAGCAUUAUGCAUAGAGAACAACACAAACGUCGCUCUGAUCUUAACCCCCUAGAGUCUUAGCCUGGGGGGUAGGGGGGGGGGGGGGUCGUGUGGGGGGUCGUAGAUCAAAACGUGUUCGUGAGAGUCUCGUCUUUCCAUAGAGGGGUAUUAUUCGAUUUUAGGCCAAACCGUUCUAACGCUACAGAUGGUUUUGUGAGAAGACAUCUUUUUGGAAUUUCUCCUGGUCUGAUAAACACUGCUGUAGCUCUGCAACCGCAGACACGCAAGGGUAACGUCGGCGGCUGCGAUGGAUCGAGACGCAGCCCAUGCAGAUAACUCUAGCUUAAACAGAUGGAUUUUGAUAGGGGAUAUUUCUUUAUUAUGCUAAUUAGAUUUUGCGGACACGUGGACAUUGACUCUGGGUUUUUAAAGUCCCCUCCAUCUUUCCUCUCCAGGUGGCACCACGCUGUUCAUCGAGACGUCCCUGAGACGGCCGCGGGACACUGGCGGUAAGGAUAAGGACGGCCCCAGGGAUGGGUCGCUGGAGAUCACAGGGCAGCUGGGAGAUGUGAUGAAGGAGAGCGCUAAGAUCGCCUGUACCUUCGCCAGGGCCUUCCUCAUGAAGCAGCAGCCGGACAACGACUUUUUCUCUGGCUCCCACCUCCAUUUGCACGUCCCUGAGGUAGGGGUGUUGUCCUUACAGACUGUAGCAGUGUUGACGUUUGUCUUGUAAACACCUGUAUCUGCACACCCCUUCUGUUAUCUGAUAUCUUUAUGCCAUAUCCAUCAAUCACCCAUUUACAGUAUUCUAUGAAAAGGGACCUUCAAUGUACACAACAUCCACUGUAUACAAGCCAAAUCGAAAGGAACAGUGUUCUGUAUAGAUUUUUAUACAUAAUCACAACGUCACGAAACAGCGUCUCCUCUCUCCCUGUAUGGCUGCUGUGGUUGUUUACAGGGUGCUACCCCCAAGGACGGGCCCAGUGCCGGCUGCACCAUCGUCACGGCCCUGCUGUCCCUGGCAACCAACACGCCAGUGCGGGAGAACGUGGCCAUGACGGGAGAGGUGUCCCUGACCGGAAAGAUCCUGCCUGUGGGAGGCAUCAAGGAGAAGACCAUUGCUGUGAGUCACGUCACUCUUAAUAACACUGUUUAGUUACCUGGGAGCUUAAGUGUGAUUGAAAAAGAGAAUGAAAUGUACUUCAAGUAGGCUGUUACUUUACAUACUAUAACAACGUAACUUAUGAGGUGAGAUACUUGAUCAACAAUGGCUUCAUAACAUACAGAAGACACCUUUGCCAUGUAUUGCUAAUUCCUGCAGAAAGCACACAGGCUACUGGAAAGACUGAUAUACAAACCAUAUGUUUUGCAUAUGAUAUUCAAGUUUAAUUUAUGGUUCAAUCUUUUCCUUCUAAAAGCAUGUUUAUAAUAAAUCAUGAGGAUACAAUGUUAGUCUGAAACUUGAAAUGACUGUGGAGUAUGGUUGUGUAUGGGGAUUUAUCUGAACUUAUAUUAUGCUGAACAAAAAUAUAAACGCAACAAUUUCAACGAUUUUACUGAGUUACAGUUCAUAUAAAGAAAUCAGUCAUUUACAUUUUAGUCAUUUAGCAGACGCUCUUAUCCACAGCGAUUUACAGGAGCAAUUAGGGUUAAGUGCCUUGCUCAAGGGCACAUCGACAGAUUUUUCACCUAGUCGGCUCGGGGAUUAGAACCAGCGACCUUUCGGUUACUGGCACAACGCUCUUAACCAUUAAGCUACCUGCCGCCCCUCAUGUCAAUUGCAGCCAUGGCUGGGCAUAGGCCCACCCACUGGGGAGCCAGGUCUGUCUGUCUAAUGACAAUCCUGUUUAAUCAGCUUCUUGAUAUGCCACACCUGUCAAGUGGAUGGAUUAUCUUGGCAAAGGAGAAACGCUCACUAACAGGAAUAUAAACACAUUUGUGCACAACAUUUUGAAGCUUUUUGUGCGUAUCGAACAUGUCUGGGAUCUUUUUAUUUCAGCUCAGGAAACAUGGGACCAACACUUUACAUGUUGCGUUUUUAUAUUUUUGUUCAGUAGUUUUAGUAGCAGUCUCCUCGUGCAUUUUGAACAUUCCUCCCUUCUCUCCAUCUUUCCCCAGGCGAAGCGUGCCGGUGUGACCUGCAUGAUCUUACCGGCAGAGAACAAGAAGGACUUCUCUGACCUGCCAGAGUUCAUCACGGAGGGCCUGGAGGUUCACUUUGUGGAUCAUUACAGCAAGAUGUACCCCAUCGUCUUUCCACAACACUGAAUCAUGACGCUAUGAAACAGACACUGGCACCUAAGCUGCCAGCACUGUUGGGGGUCAAUUCAGGAAGAACACUGAAAUUCCCAAUUAUCUUCAAUGAGGAAGAUGUUGAAUUGGAAUUUGGUUUACUUUUAUGUAUUGAAUGGAAUUCACCCCAACCCCCGAUGGACACAACUGGUUAGAUUCACAUUGAAGGACUUUGUCAUCACUGAACUAUGAAAGCAGAUUUUUCUGAUCAGUUGUUUUAUUUGGUCGUACAUUCACCCGCUGUUAAAAGCACCACAACUAACAGUGUGAGACAGCUGUGUCACGAGGAGAGUUGUAUACAAGUCCCCUGUAGCUCAGUUGGUA